Messenger RNA from Symsagittifera roscoffensis, 741 nucleotides. RefSeq lists its product as uncharacterized. The record is from RefSeq and is a predicted model, not a curated record. The coding region runs from base 166 to 669 and encodes 167 amino acids. NCBI's taxonomy places the organism in Eukaryota, Metazoa, Xenacoelomorpha, Acoela, Convolutidae. The transcript is spliced from 2 exons.
UGGUCAUAAAGCGCAAUUAUUUGCCAUUUUAAACGCCUUUUAAAAUCCAACAGCAUCAUUUAGAGUUUGUAAUUUUAGUAUUUUGAACAGUAACCUUCUAUAGCUUUAACCAGUUACUUUUUUGCGCAAAAACUUUCUUCUACGUUAAGAUUUAGCCGUAAAAUCAUGAUCAAAACUCUUGUGCUUCUUUCGUUUGUCGGCCUUAGUUCCGCGAGGUGGUACAACGGGUAUCACCUCGUCGCUGACGAAGAAGUCCCGCUGCAAGAUUCGACAUCCGAUUUUGAAGUAGACGAAGAACUGGCAACUAAACUUCAAGAUGACGAGCAAUCGCUCGAUGACGACGCCUACUCGGAACCCGAAGAAGAGUGCGACUACACGCUGAUGCGAGGUGGAUUCGGCGAGCUGAAAUAUGUUACUGACGAACAGCAACACUUUUUCGACUACAAACUGUUCGGUCUGUCCUCUGUUGCGAAUGACUUGGGGCCUUUGAAAGCACUCAGCUACCGGGUACAGACAGUUGCCGGCAAAAACAUUCUUUUUAAGGCUGCAACAGAGGAGGGCCAGUUUGUUCACCUGCAGUUUUUCCUGCCCAUCGGGGGUAGGGGGGAUCCUCAGAUGACGAUGAUGCACUAUGCAACCGAAGAAGCGUGUUUAAUCCCCCUCUUCUAAAAGACUCUUUGGUUGUACUUUCUCCAUUUAUUACAAAUGAAUAACUCAGUAUAAAUAAAUAUAAUAAAUAAA